CAAGAUGGAUCAUAUGCCCUUAUCCACUGGAUGUUCUAUUUAUAAAAAGAAGAACUUUUUUUGCCAUCUAUCUAGACCCCCCCCAAAAAAAAAUAAUAACACCUCCCUCUCAGGCAGGAAACAGCAUUUCCUACUUAGGAGUAUACUGUCUCUACAUAAUUUAUUUUCACAGUUCACUUGGCCAGAAGAACAGAAGUUCCCCUCACAGGAACUCCACGGGACAAAGCAAGAUGGACAGUGAGACAACCACACCAUUCUACUACCCAGAUUUUGAAGAACCCUGCCAGAAACUUGAUGUGAAGCUCAUAGCAUCACAGCUCCUCCCCCCGCUCUACUCCCUGGUGUUCAUUUUUGGCUUUGUGGGCAAUGCUCUAGUUUUUCUGGUCUUGAUAAGAUGUAAAAAGCUGAAAAGCAUGACUGACAUCUAUCUGCUCAAUCUGGCCAUCUCUGAUUUACUUUUCAUUAUCACUCUCCCAUUUUGGGCUCACUACGCUGCAGACCAGUGGAUCUUUGGAGAUGGCCUUUGCAAGGCACUGACGGGAUUCUAUCACAUGGGUUUCUUUGGAGGCGUCUUCUUCAUCAUCCUCCUGACCAUCGAUCGGUACCUGGCCAUUGUCCAUGCCGUGUUUGCUCUGAAAGCUAGGACUGUCACCUUUGGCAUUUUGACAAGUGUCAUCACCUGGGUGGUGGCGGGCUUAGCUUCCCUCCCAGCAACCAUUUUCACCAAAUCUCAAAAGGAAGGCAUGCAACACACCUGCAGCCCUCAUUACCCAUUAGAUCAAUUUUCUACCUGGAAGAACUUCCAAGCUUUAAAGAUGAAUAUUUUGGGGUUAGUGUUACCCCUCCUUAUUAUGAUCAUCUGCUACUCGGGAAUCAUAAAAACAUUGCUGAGGUGUCGGAACGAGAAGAAGAAACAUAAGGCAGUGAGGUUAAUCUUUGUGAUUAUGAUCGUUUACUUUCUCUUCUGGGCCCCCUAUAACAUCGUGGUUUUCUUGAGCACAUUCCAAGUUUUCUUUGGUCUGAACAACUGUGAUAGCUCCAAGAGGCUGGACCGAGCCAUGCAAAUAACAGAGACAUUUGGAAUGACUCACUGCUGUAUCAAUCCAGUGAUUUAUGCCUUUGUUGGGGAAAAGUUUAGAAGAUACCUCUCUGCUUUCUUCCGCAAAUACAUUGUCCGGCGUUUCUGCAAACACUGUCCCAUUUUCCAUGGGGAGACAUUUGACCGAGUAAGCUCAACAUAUACCCGGUCUACUGGGGAGCAGGACAUUUCUACUGGUCUGUAAAGCAGAUUUAUUAGUGUGUGUGUGUGUGUGUGUGUGUAUGUGGUUUUUUUUAAGUUAAUGGAAUAAUUUGUAUAAAGGUAUUAAAAUAAGUCCUCUUGGUCAGAUUCUUUUAAAAACAGUUUAUAGCCAUGCUGAUUGAAAUGACUCAUUCACUCAUUUCUACAAUCUUUUAUUAAGCAGCCAUUGUAUGCUUUGUACUAGACAUUUUCAAAUCCAUAAAAUCAAAUUCCCAACAAAGCUCAAUGAAACUUGUCGGUGGAAUGUAAUCUCUGAGUUUUGUGUUGUGUCACCUAAAAAUCAAACUAUCAAAAAUAUUGACUAUCUCUUCUGCCUUUAACAGCAUGAAGGAUAUAAAGAAUUAUGAGACAUAGUCCCCUACCCUCAAGGGUUUUACUAUCUAGUUGAGAAAACAUGACAUAAACAGUCAAGAAACAACAAAAAUAAAUAACUUCUGUAUUACUAUAUAUAAGAGAAAGAAUAAGGCAGGUAGAACAUAAUUGAUUGCCCAAAGAAGGAUCUAGACUGGGGGUUCUAGAUUAUUUUUUACAUCAUUGAUCUCUUUGGCCAUAUCUACUGAAGCUCAAAGACUCCUCAUAAUAGCUUUUAAAUGCAUAGAAUAAAGUACAUGGUAUUACAAAAGAAAUUAAUUAUAUAAAAAUAAUGUUAUCAAAAUGUUUAAAAAUAAGUUCUUGGACUCCUAAAUCUAUCGAUGGACCCCUUGGGGAUUGACAGAACCUAGAUUAAGAACCCUAAUCCAGGCCUUGAAUACUAGAGAAGACUAAGAUUUGAGGACUAAUUGGAGGGAUUUAGGGAAGGGUUCACAGAGAAUGGAUUCAAGCUUUGCCUUAAAAGAGAAUUGGACAGGUGGAAAGACGGGUAUUUUAAAUAGGAAAAAGUAUCUGAACAAAAAGUGUAAAAAAGUAUAUGAAAGAGAUGUGUUGGAGAGUAGCAAGGGCAGUUUGGCUGAAGGGCAAACAGAUACGAUCCUAUUAAGCUAUCACCCUCCUCUAAAUGCCCAUCAGUUCUGAUCUCACCUGUGUUGCUCUUGUGUUUCCAUUAUGCCACCUCCAAGCAUCUUGAUUCUCUCAUACCUUUUCUUGUUCCCCUAAAACCACUGCUCACUUAACUGUUUCUUUUGCUUUCCAUCUAUACUAACCUUCUAGCUCAACCUAAACCACUCUGUGGUAGAAGCAGGCCACAAAGAUCAUAGGAAUGAAUCCUAAAACAUUCCAAAGAGGAAUACUUCAGUAUAGACAGAAGAAAAAAAGCUCAAAGAAGAGUCAAGGAAAAAAGAUAGGCAUGAGCUUCAGAGCAAAUGAGUCCAGAGCUGGAAAGGAUCCUAGAAAUCCAUCUCACACUAUGCAAGAGGGAAAAACUGUGAGCCAAGGAAAUGAAACAACUUGUCCCAAAUCAUGUGACUCUUUAGAGACAGAAACAGGAUUCAGAGUUAGACCUUUUGAUCCCGAAUUUACAGCUUAUUCUACUAUUGCAGGCUGUGAUGAAAAGGAACAAAGAAGAAGGAAUUGUCAGCAUAUUGUCUCAUCAAAUAAAACUUGUUGGGUUUUCUAUGGUGAUUUAAAAUGAAACAUCACUCUCAACAGAUUCAGGAGAGUUGUCUUAUGACUUGUCUUAUGACAACAUUUACUUCCAUUGGAGACUGCCAAUAGGAGGACUGAGGAUUCAGAAUUUAUAAUCAAAUAAUAGAUAUAAUCUAUAAUUAGAAUGAAGUGGAGGUGAUGUCGGGAAGAAAAGUUCAAGUUAGAAAGAGAAUAAGUACUGAGAACAGAAGACAGAUCCAUGAAAGGGAAAGAAAGGGAAAAAAGAGAGAGAGAG
Messenger RNA from Phascolarctos cinereus (koala), 3116 nucleotides. RefSeq names its product C-C chemokine receptor type 5-like. Gene Ontology annotation, cellular component: external side of plasma membrane; membrane; cytoplasm. The record is from RefSeq and is a predicted model, not a curated record. Gene Ontology annotation, biological process: immune response; positive regulation of cytosolic calcium ion concentration; G protein-coupled receptor signaling pathway. Lineage: Eukaryota; Metazoa; Chordata; Mammalia; Diprotodontia; Phascolarctidae. Gene Ontology annotation, molecular function: C-C chemokine receptor activity; C-C chemokine binding.